AUGGGGGAUGACGAUGGUGUAUCAGACAAUCAUUCCAGGCCUCAAACAAAAAGCUUCAAGAAAGAUGAGUUGAAGGCCAAGAAGAAGGCAUUCUUGGCAAGAAAAGAAUGUAUAAAGAAGAAGACAAUGGAAUUAUCCGUUUUGUGUGAUGUCAAGGCUUGUGCUGUGAUCUUAGGGCCUGAUGGGAAGAUAGAAACGCGGCCCGAGAAUCGCAGCGAUGUACAGGAUGUGAUCGACUUGUUCAAAAAAGACUGCCUUAAUAACAAGAAGCGAAAACAGAAUAAUAAUGAUCAUGGUUGUAAGAAGAAGCAGGUUUUGGGAGGUGAUGAAGGGGUUGUAGAAGAUUUUCUGAAAAAGGUUGAGAACAAAUUAGAUCAAGUCAAGAAACGGAUAAAGGAGAUUAAGACCAAAGAUCAAGAAGCAGGUUCAGAUAUGGUUUUGUUGUUUGAAUUAAUUUUUAAUCAUGAUAACAAACUCUUUUGA
Messenger RNA from Olea europaea var. sylvestris, 483 nucleotides. RefSeq names its product agamous-like MADS-box protein AGL81. Lineage: Eukaryota; Viridiplantae; Streptophyta; Magnoliopsida; Lamiales; Oleaceae. Gene Ontology annotation, molecular function: protein dimerization activity; DNA binding. The transcript has 2 exons. The record is from RefSeq and is a predicted model, not a curated record. Bases 1 to 483 code for a protein of 160 amino acids.